UUACGCGAUCGAACUUCGACGCUUCGAGACUCUGACUACCGCUGUGAAACCCUCCUCCCUCUCUCUCUCUCUCUCUCACACACACACUUACCACAGACGACGACCACUCUCUCUCUUCACAUCAUAGACCUUCAUCGCUGUGAAACCCCAGAAGACUCUCAUUCAUCUCCACCCUCUUCAAAACCAGGGGCAAUGUAUUUUCGUUUUGGUCACUUUCCAUCCGAGCUUUUGGGACUAUUUGAAAAGCUUGUCCAACAAGAUUGAGAACAUACUAGGCCCUUUGCUGCAGUGGUUAUUUUGUCAUACUUUAAAAAUCCUGACUUUCGUGUAUACAAAAUGGCUCUAACUCUUGAAGAUGGGAACUCAUUGUUCAACUUUGUUGUUCGGGAUGGCAAUGGCGUCAAAGGCCUGGUGGACUCAGGCCUUUCGAAGGUGCCCAUGCGAUACAUGCAACCACCACAUGAGCGAAUUGACAAGUCGAAUUCCUAUUCGUGUGAGCAACCACCCAUUGAUUUAUCGGAGCUUGACGGACCAAACCAUGACAAAGUGGUAGAUGCCAUAGCUCUAGCUGCUGAGACGGUUGGGUUCUUCCAAGUGGUGAACCACGGUGUGCCUGUGGAAUUGUUGGAGUCACUUAAGGAGGCAGCCCACCGGUUCUUUGGUCAGCCACCGGAGAAGAAGGCUGUCUAUCUUAAAGGAGUGAGCCCCAGCCCCUUUGUGAAGUAUGGGACGAGCUUUGUGCCCGAGAAAGAGAAGGCUUUGGAGUGGAAGGACUAUGUUAGCAUGGUGUACAACACUGAUGCUGAUGCUCUUCAACACUGGCCUAAUGAGUGCAAAGAAGUGGCACUUGAGUACCUAAAGACAUCUUCCAGAAUAGUGAGAAAGAUAUUGGAGGCAUUAAUGGAACAUCUUCAGGUGACACUAGGCGAUUCAAGAAUCGAUGCACUCACCGGUUAUAGGACAGUUAACAUGAACUUUUACCCGGCAUGCCCUAAUCCAGAGCUUACUGUCGGUGUGGGGAGACACUCGGACUUGGGCACCAUAACGGUUUUACUUCAAGAUGGGAUAGGUGGUUUGUAUGUGAAUGUGGAAGAAGACGGUGGAGAGAAAAAGGGAGACUGGAUAGAAAUUCCACCCAUACCAGGUGCUUUGGUCAUCAAUAUUGGUGAUACAUUACAGAUACUGAGCAAUGGGAGGUAUAGAAGUGCUGAACAUAGGGUGCGUACCACAAGCACACAAUCAAGAGUGUCAAUCCCAUUAUUCACAAUCCCACGACCAACGGAGAAGGUUGGACCGCUUCCCGAGGUGGUGGAGCGUGAUGGAGUGUUGCGGUACCGGGAGGUGGUUUUUGAGGAUUACAUUAACGGGUUCUUUGGAAACCCUCAUGAAGGAAAGAAGUCCCUUGAUUUUUCUAGGAUCAGUUCCCCUUGAUCAAUAGAUUUAAGUGUGUUUCAUUUCCUAGUCUCUUUACUCUCUUAGUCUGUGCAACACCAGUUUUAAAUUUCGUGUGAAAUAUGGCUAUUCCUACCAAUAUCUUGUGAAAAAAUAACUCCUCUACUUUGAAUUAAAUUGUAGGUUUGAUCUAAAGUUUAUAUAAUAAAGUUGAUGUUUGUAUCAGUGUAUAAUUGGAUUUGGACCUUUGGUUACAACUUACAA
Molecule: messenger RNA, 1656 nt
Organism: Cornus florida
Lineage: Eukaryota; Viridiplantae; Streptophyta; Magnoliopsida; Cornales; Cornaceae
Product: scopoletin 8-hydroxylase-like
Exons: 4
Coding region: 337-1431 (364 amino acids)
Source: RefSeq, a predicted model, not a curated record